UGAACAUAGUGGUGGUAGGAGAUAAGGGAAUAAUUCCCAAUCAUUUGUCUUACAUGUUUUCUAGAAGAAGAAAGUUACUUUCAUUUUGUCAACAGUCGAAACUUUGAAUUCGUAGGAUACGGUUCUAAUAUCAAAAGACCACUUAAAUCCUUUUUUUUUUUUCUCUCUUUCAGAUCGCUUGGAGAGAUUAUAGUGCAACUAAUAUAGUGUUGUAGUAGUAGAAAAAUUUGUAUUAUAAUCGAUAAUCAUGGUGGUCGAUAAAUUAAUAAACGAUACAUCCAAUUUUAUUACAAAAGAUAAUAUAUUGAAGGGCAUAGAAAAACCUGUAUCCUUGGAAUAUACAAACAUCGGAAAGUUGUUGUUGGAUCGAAUGAAGGCUAAACCCGACUUUGUCGGUCAGAUUGAUGUGAUUACCGAGGAGACGUAUACUUUUGCUGAAAUGUUUGAUCGUACUGUCAAAUGUGCUCUAUGGUUACGUCAGGAAGGAAUCAAAGCUAAUGACGUGGUCGCCGUUUGCAGUUCGAAUAUUAUGGACAGUUUUACACCAAUUUUUGCUAGUUUCAGUCUGGCAGCAAUUUCUACUCCUUGGAACACUGAAAUGGAUAUAAGAGAGGCACGUUUUUUCAUGAAAUUAUCCAAUCCAAAAGUCGUUUUUACGGAAGAAAGCUUGGUUGACACAUUAAUCGAGGCAGCGAAACUCGAGAAUCACGAUAUCAAGAUUGUUGUCUUUGGUAAGACUUCGAAUGCUAUUCCUUUUUCGAAGGUACUUGAGGAUCAUAAGAAAUCCGACGUGGAUAAUUUUGAAUGUAGUCCAGUCGAUAACGUUUACGAUACAGCGAUAAUCGCUUACUCAUCCGGUACGACUGGACUUCCUAAAGGAGUACAAAUUUCCCAUUACGCUUGUUUGUAUCAAGCUGUCUUUGCCGAAAAUACAAAAAUUUGUAAUAUUCGAUUAUGGAUGACACCGUACUUUUGGAUCACUGGUAUAUUGUUAACGUUGAAAUCCACGAUUAAUUAUUACAAAAGGCUCCUUUAUCCUAAAUUCGAAGAGGAGAUGAUGUGUAAAAUCAUAGAAAAGUAUAAGGUGACAUGGCUGCUUCUAUCACCUAGCAUGGCGAAUAGAAUAAUGAAAUCAGGAUAUCUUAAAAAGUACGACUUAUCUACCAUUGAAAAUAUCUUUAUAACUGGUGGUAUAUUUAACGCGGAAAGUCAAAGAACGCUUAAGGAAUACUUGAUUAAUGCAACGAUAACGCAACUGUACGGAUCGACGGAAAUGUGUAAUUCUAUGACGGUUCAAAAGCCAUAUCACAAAUUCGAGUCGAUUGGUACGGUAUCUAAGAACGUUCAAGUAAAGAUCAUCGAUGUAGAAACCGGAAAUACAUUGGGUCCAAAUAAGACUGGUGAACUUUUAGGAAAAUCGCUAAUAAUGACCAAGGGUUAUUAUAAUAAUCCAGAGGCGACGAAAGAGGCGAUCGAUGCUGAUGGAUGGUUUCAUACCGGUGAUCUCGCCUAUUACGAUGAGAAAGGCCAAUUUUUCUUUGUUGAUAGACUGAAAGAAAUGAUAAAGUACAGAGGUUAUCAAGUUUCGCCUUGCGAGAUUGAGAAUCUCUUGCAAACUCAUCCCGACGUCGUCGAGACUGCGGUUGUGGGUGUUCCUAAUCUGCAGGACGAUGAGCAUCCCAUCGCUUUUGUUAUCAAAGUUCCCGGUUCGAAGGUAACCGAACGAGAACUUCAAGAAUUGGUGGCGAAAAAUAUGACUGAACGUAAUCAUCUACGGGCGGGUGUGAUAUUUUUAGAAAAAAUGCCUUAUACACCCUCUGAAAAAAUAUCCAGAAGAGAGCUCAAAGCCAUCGCUAAAAGACACUUAUCUAUACAAUAAUAUCGUUAUAAUGUUUAACGUGAGAUUGAAUUUGGCGAAAAUGACCUUAAUUUUGCAAGGGCAGCAAAAAGGAUAACUAUAUAUUAAAAUGCGUUCGUGUUCUUUUUUCUUUUUUUUUUUUUUUUUUUUUUUUUUUUUUUUUCAAGUACAAAGAACGCAAGAGAAACGGAAUAUGGGAGAAAAAAGGAAUAAAGAAUAAAGGAAGCGAUCAUCGAUAUCUUAUAGUCAAAUCUAUGCUAAUUUUCAGACGAAUUACGCUACGUCAUAUUAACAUAAUGUAGUUUGUACUGGAAUAUUUACACUAACGAUAUUUAUGCAUUACAUCAAGUUUUCUUUUUUUCUUCGUUGGCUCAUUUAUAACCUCGUGCAGCCACUUCUUUGAACAUAGCUACCAAAGAGUCCAUAAUUUCUUCUCCCGUGGGAAUGAUUUGAUUUGCCGGAAGUAAAAAACCGUAUUUUCCGGUAUCACGCAAUUCAUAGGUAUAGGCGAUUUCUUUGCGCAAACUUCCUUUGAUCCAAUCUACGCUACUUCCGGUAGCGACGUCUAUAAAUGACAAGAAUAAUGUUAAGAUUAAAUACAGAAUGAAAUACAAGAAAAUGAAAAAUUGAAAAAAAUUUCUUCUCGCACUUACAUAUAGUUUCGGCAACAUUUCCAGUACGAUAAGAGGUUCCAUACCUUUUAGCAAGCGCAUUUAUCGACUUUUUACCGACCGCCAGCUGUUAUACAGAAAAGAAGAAAAUGAGAAAAUCGAAAAAGAAGAGAAGAGAAGAAAAGAAAUAAACAAUCGUCGGAUUAUAUUAUCUCUCUUUUUAAUAAUUGUGCUCAACAAAGAAAAAAGAAAGAAAAAGUUUUGUUACCAAGUCGUUGUAAUUUUCAAGAUGUUCCUUCGUGUGACCGUAAGGGAAGAGUAAUAAUUGCGAGUAACUAUGAAAAGAGAUGAACGCGAAGAACUUGUCAGAUAUCGAUUGUAAGUAUUGGGACAGACUCUUUGUUUCGAUUUCCGAGAAUGCGGAACUUCCGGCGUAUGUCUCCGAGCAAGGAUUUGAACUGGAGCCACCGGCUAAAAAAAAAUGAUAAGUUAAAUGAUUAAAUAUUCCUUCGUUUUCGUUCUUAGGAAUUAAAUUUCUUUUUAUAUUAACUGUUCCAUCUGUAUCCCCAGUUUCUGUUUGGAUCGGAACCGUAGCAGAAGAACGAGUAAGGUUUGCGCGUUUUUCUCCACAAACGAUUCUGCAAAACAAAUUUAAAAUGUAUUAAUAAUUCAAUCUAAAUUCAUUGCAAUAUCUUAUAUUACGAUAUAAAUUGCACAUGUAAAUAACGUACCUUUGUAUACGUGUAGGCAUAACCAUCGGGAUUGACGCUCGGGAAGAUAUACCAGUCAUGUGCUUUGGCAAGUGAACUAAUUUCUGGAUCAGCACUGUUCAACAAACGAUCGAUAAUAUACAAAACGGUGGCAGGUGAUAUCCACUCUCUCGCGUGAAUUCCACCCUCAAUUACUAUGCCAGAUUUGUUUCGGCCGAAACUCAAUUUCACUCCUUUGAUUUGACGACCCUCAUAACUUGAUCCACCUAUAAUGACCUUGACGUUGUCAGGAUAAUCUUCGGCGAGAUCGUCCAAAUGUGCGUAAAUUUCAUCGAUCGUGUGAUACGUGUUAAGGCUAAAGCCAUCUAAACUGGCUAAUUGUCCCUUCGGCAUCUCGGAAUCGAUCAAGUCUUGAACGUUAUCGAUGAAUUUCUUGUAGGUUGUACCAAGAACAUUCAUCAGAUCGAAGAAAUCUGCUAACUUGUUUGGUGCUACCAUGAUGUCCACAGUCAUGUUCACCGUAGAUGAUGUUUUCCAAAGUGAGAACUAUAGAGAGAAAAAAGGAAAGAUAUUAUUUUCAAAUAUUGAAAUCGAACUACAAUUUUUACCGAUCUAUUUUAACGAUCUAAAAUUAACUUACGCCAUCGUAAUCCUCGAUCUGAUUAAGAAUUUCCAAUUGUGAUUCCGUUGAUGGAAGAACACUGAAGACUUGGUAAUUUUCGAAGGACGCCUUUUGGGCUGCCACCAAGGCGACCAACGACAGAAUAAGGAGUUUAUACAUGAUUGAAAGUUCUGUGAAAAGAAAGAAAGAAAGAAAGAAAAAAAGUAAAGAAAUGAUAAGAUUAAUAACGUUGUUCGUGGAUUUAUACAAAUUAGUUUUAAAGGAAGAAUCAUGAAACAAUUCGUUUUUGUCUUACCCACUUUGAGAACUAAUCAAGUCUGUGUCUGUUCGAUAAUCUGACCUGCUAUUUAAACCAAGAGAAACACCUGCACACGGCACCAAGAUAUAUAUCGGUGAUCAUUCUUUUGUACUUCAUUUAAAAAAUUACAUCGAUCGAUUUGUGGAUCUUCUCUUAUCAUUCGCGCGGUUUCUAGAACGAAUUAUUUAUCUAGUCGAUUGGAACAAUCGAGGAAGAAUUAUCCAUAAUCCAAUUGAUGGAUGAUUGUGAUUUUUAAGGUCAACAUAAUAAAAUUUCUUUCAAUAUCGAUCAAUACCAUAAAUUUAAGACUACGAAAUCAUAAGAUUUUUCUUCCUUAUUAUUUACUUUAGUUUGACUUCACUUUUGAUUAGAUUUAAGCAAGAAGAGUAUAUAUUCGUUCUUUUAUUUCUUUUUCUUUCGUCAUUCAUUUUUCUCCCCUGUUUUCUUUUUUUUUUUUUUCUAUCUUUUUUGUUACGAGAAUAAAAAGACGAGAAUAGAAAGAAUAAAAAGAAAAUGGAGUAUGUAUAGUUAGCCGAGUAUGUAUUUUCCGUCGUUAAUAUUGUUAUCGGUCAUUAAAAAAAAAAAAAACUCGUCGCAUUGAUGAUCGAUCGACUUUUUUUUCUUACAAUGUCGUUAGUUAAUUACUUUCUAAUCUAUUGAAAAGAUUUCUAUUUAUUUUAAACGUGAUUACUUAUCACACACACAGAUUGACGAUUCUUCAUGUGAUUCUUCGGUUGGAGAAAAUCUUAAUUGGUAAUGAAAAUUUACCGAAUAAAAUAAUUUCUUUGGAAGAAUCAAAUAAAACGGAUUAAUUAGAAAUAUUCAGGUCAUGUUAUUCUUGAUAACGCAUUUCGUGGAUAUAUAACGACCGAUAUAAAUCUAUAAGAUUAUUACGAAUAAUUCAAUCGGAAGAGUGGAUGAUACGAUAUUUUAUUAUACUUGCAAAUAAAUCAACGUAUAUUAAAAUGAAAUCUAUUUAUUAUUAGAUAUACAAAGUAUUUUAGUUCAUUUUUUAAUUAAAUCCGUUUCUUAAUUAAGGCCACUUAUCUUACCACUCGAUUUUAUAAUCAGAACAGCUCGAUAAUAUUUUAACAGUCGACGAUCGAUGAUGCCAUUAUUUACAUUUUGCUUUUAUACACAUAAUAUUAUUGUUGAUAUUCACAUAAUUUUUUGUUACUCAUAAUAUAUCAUUGAUAAUAUUAUAAAAGUGAUAAACUUAAUAAAUGCGAUAUUAAGUGUAAAAGAAAAUUUAUAAAUAAAAUUU
Molecule: messenger RNA, 5363 nt
Organism: Vespa velutina
Lineage: Eukaryota; Metazoa; Arthropoda; Insecta; Hymenoptera; Vespidae
Product: 4-coumarate--CoA ligase 1-like
Exons: 8
Coding region: 248-1879 (543 amino acids)
Biological process (GO): long-chain fatty acid metabolic process; fatty-acyl-CoA biosynthetic process
Molecular function (GO): long-chain fatty acid-CoA ligase activity
Source: RefSeq, a predicted model, not a curated record